AUGAAAUUCCUUAUUGCUUUCGCUCUGUUCGCCGUGGCUUCGGCCGGCGUGAUUCCUCCCGCUGUCAUCGCCAGCGAGAACCCGGAGAUCCAGGAAAUCGUAGCCGCCAUCCAGAGCCCCAGCACAGACCCCGCCACUGCUGCUGCUCUUGAGCAGUUGCUUCUCCAAGUUCUUGGCCUUGCCGAGCCCGAGCCUAUUGCUGUCGGACCCGCACUCGUCGACAAUGAGGAACCCAUUUCCAUCGGACCCGCUAUCGUUGACGAAUACGAACCCAUUUCUGUUGGGCCCGCUCUCAUUGACUUCCCCCUUCCGGACGGUGGUGCUGUGACUGAGGUGCACCCCGCCCCUGUUAUGCCCGCCCCCGUCGGCCCCUCUGCUAAGGCUCCCCUUGUUCAAAUCAUCUUGAACAUCCAGUCCUCUUCCGAUGUAGCUGUUGAAAGCAUCCCCUCCCCUGCACCCACCCCCGUUCAGAUUGUUGAUGAUGCUGGAUUCGUUCCUGAGCCCGUGAUUGUAGACAGACCAAUUGUUCCCGAAUUCGAGACUGUCGAAGAGAAGCCUAUUAUCCCUACGCCCGUGAUCGUGGUCGACAAGCCAGAGGUUCCUGAGUCAGUUAUCGUAGUGGACAAGCCCACCGUUUCUGAGCCCAUCGUUCCUGAGCCCAUCGUUCCUGAGCCCAUCGUUCCUGAACCCGUCAUUAUUGUAGACCAGCCAACCAUUCCUGAGCCCGUCAUCAUUGCUCAACCCAUCAUCCCCGCUCCCGCUAUUGUUCUUCCUGAAAUACUUAAC
Iphiclides podalirius (scarce swallowtail) is the source of this 786-nucleotide messenger RNA. NCBI's taxonomy places the organism in Eukaryota, Metazoa, Arthropoda, Insecta, Lepidoptera, Papilionidae. The record is from the annotation of a GenBank genome assembly.